AUGGCGUGUAACGGCGGCGGCAGUGUCGAAACGAACGGCGGCAACGGAACGAUGAACGGCUCGCCGAGAAAACGGCCGCGCACCGAGGCCCACAGUAAAGUGACCGUCGUCCUGGGGGCGCAAUGGGGCGACGAGGGCAAAGGGAAAGUGGUCGACAUGCUCGCCACGGAAAUGGACGUCGUGUGCAGGUGUCAGGCUGGCAAUAAUGCUGACCAUGCAGUUGUCACAAAUGGAGUUGAAUACAAUUUUCAUUUGUUACCCUGUGGCAUCAUCAAUCCAAAUUGCAAAUCUCUUAUUGGUAAUGGAGUGGUUAUUCACUUGCCCGGUUUGUUCGACGAGAUCGAGAAGAACGAGAAAAAAGGCCUGAAAAACUGGGCCGAACAAUUGGUGAUCUCUGACCGAGCGCACUUGGUGUUCGAUUUCCAUCAGCAAGUGGACGGUUUGCAGGAGCAGGAGAACAACCAGAAAGGUCAGGGCCUGGGGACGACCAAAAAAGGGAUCGGCCCGACUUACAGCUCCAAAGCCACGAGGAACGGCCUGCGGGUGGGGGACCUUCUGGGGGACUUUGCGCACUUCUCCAAGAAGUUCGAGCAGUUAGCCAACAUGCACCAGAGGAUGUUCCCCAGCUUGCAAGUGGACGUCAAGGGGGAGUUGAGGAAGUACGAGAAGUUCGCGCAGAAAAUCGAGCCCCUAGUUUUCGACACUGUCUCCUUUUUGGACAAGUCUCUGAGAGAAGGCAAGAAGGUGCUCGUGGAGGGAGCCAAUGCCGCCAUGUUGGACAUCGAUUUCGGUACUUAUCCCUAUGUUACCUCGUCCAACUGCAGUGUGGGAGGGGUUUGCACAGGUCUCGGUAUUGCACCAAUGAGAAUAGGGGAAGUGAUUGGAGUAGUUAAAGCUUACACCACCAGGGUGGGCGACGGGCCAUUCCCCACAGAACUUAAAGAUGAAAUUGGUGAUUUGAUGCAGAGCAGGGGCGGGGAAAUCGGGAUGACCACCUAUAGAAAACGGCGCUGCGGUUGGUUGGACGUUUUUCUUUUGCAGUACACAAACUUAAUAAACGGAUACAGCGCCCUCUGCCUUACGAAGUUGGACAUUUUAGACACCCUUCCCGAAUUAAAAUUGGCGGUCGCGUAUUUGUUGAAGGGAAAGAAGAUCCCCUAUUUCCCGUCUACCGCUUCCGAUCUAGCCAAAGUAGAGGUAGAAUAUAUUACUAUGCCUGGGUGGCAAACCAGCACAGUGAAUGUGAGAAAAUUCUCAGAUUUACCCGAAAAUGCCAAAAAUUAUAUUAACAAAAUUGAAGAAAUCCUUAAUGUUCCAGUGAGAUGGAUAGGAGUUGGCAGAGGCAGGGAGUCAAUCAUACCCCAUAACAAUUAA
Molecule: messenger RNA, 1374 nt
Organism: Brassicogethes aeneus
Lineage: Eukaryota; Metazoa; Arthropoda; Insecta; Coleoptera; Nitidulidae
Source: the annotation of a GenBank genome assembly